Camelus dromedarius (Arabian camel) is the source of this 2920-nucleotide messenger RNA. RefSeq names its product huntingtin associated protein 1 (gene HAP1). The record is from RefSeq and is a predicted model, not a curated record. Gene Ontology annotation, cellular component: mitochondrion; cytoplasmic vesicle; dendrite. Gene Ontology annotation, molecular function: myosin binding; signaling receptor binding. Gene Ontology annotation, biological process: neurotrophin TRK receptor signaling pathway; neurogenesis; protein targeting. The transcript has 14 exons. Bases 1 to 2421 code for a protein of 806 amino acids. Lineage: Eukaryota; Metazoa; Chordata; Mammalia; Artiodactyla; Camelidae.
AUGCGCCCGAAAGAGUCGGGGCAGGGCUGCCCCGGGGACGGGGACAGGCCGGGACCCGGGGAUCCCGCAGCAGUUACCCCGGUUCCUCCCCCCGCAGCCAACCCCACUCCAGAGCCCUCUGCCGACUCUGAACCCACUUCUGCGCAGGCACCUGCGGCUGGACAGGGAGCUGGAUCUGGAUCCACAUCCGUCUCGGGACCCCAGGUGGGAGCUCGCUCAGCCUCUGAGGCUCGAUCGGAGGCAGGAGCCCAGGGCGCGUCCGCAUUCUCGGCGGUCCAGAGAAAUGCUCAGUCUGUGCCCGACAACUCGGAAGCGCAGCGGACCCGCUUCAAAUGCCAAGGGCCCUUUGAUCCCCGCGCCACUGGCUUGGGGACUGGAAAGGCGGCGGGCAUUUGGAAGACGCCGGCUGACUACCUCGGCCGGCGGCCUGCGGUGUCUGGCCCCGAGCGCAUCGCCCUUCUUCGGGAGCUUAAGGAAGCGCUGUGUCCUGUCGCACCACCGCCAGUCAAGAAGAUCACCCAAGAGGAUGUCAAAGUGAUGUUAAGUUUGCUAGAGGAGAGAGAGCGACACCUCAACAUGGCAGCUCACGUUGGCCAGUCCCUGGUACAACAGAACAGUGUUCUGAUGGAGGAGAACAGCAAGCUGGAAGCCAUGCUGGGCUCGGCCAGGGAGGAGAUUUCACAUCUCAGACACCAGGUGAGCCUGCGGGAUGACCUCCUUCAGCUUUACUCAGACUCUGAUGAGGAGGAGGAGGAGGAUGAAGAUGAAGAAGAGGAAGAAGUAGAGGAAGAGGAGGAAGGGGAGGACUACGAGGAAGAAGAGGAAGAGGAGGAGCAGCAGCCUGACCAUCCCUACGAAGCCCCCGAGCCGACUGCCCUGCCGGAGCGGGAGUUGCACUGCUGCCCACAGCUGGAAGCGCUGCAGGAGCAGCUGAGGCUGCUGGAGGAGGAGAAUGAACAGCUGAGAGAGGAGGCCUCUCAGCUCGACGACCUUGAGGAAGAGGAGCAGAUGCUCAUCCUGGAUUGUGUGGAGCAGUUUUCGGAGGCCAGCCAGCAGAUGGCUGAGCUGUCAGAGGUGCUGGCGCUCAGGAUGGAGAACUAUGAGGAGCAGCAGAAGGAGAUGGCCCAGCUGCGGACCCAGGUCAUGAAGCUGCAGCAGCGCUGCCAGUCGUAUGGGGCUGAGACAGAGAAGUUGCAGCAGCAGCUGGCUUCGGAGAAAGAAAUCCAGAUGCAGCUCCAGGACCAGCUGCAGGACCUGCGGGAGAAGUACACGGAGUGUGGGGGCGUGCUGAUUGAGACCCGGGAGGAGGCGAAGAACCCCCGCCAGCAAGCCCGGGCACCCGCUGGCUCCGUUACCCGCUACGCAUACACUGUACCUCUGGAGGUGCUUCCUGAUUUCCAGGAGACCCUGGCUGAGGAGCUCAGGACAUCUCUAAGGAGAAUUAUCUCAGACCCUGUGUUUUUUAUGGAAAGGAAUUAUGAGGUGACUCCAGAGGGGACGUCAGACCCGGGAUACGAGCUGCGCCACAGUCAGGAGCAAGAGCGGGGACGGGGGUUCGAGGCCGAGGAAGGUUUGAUGCCAGCAGAGGAUUUCGUGCCUGCGGAGGAUUUGGUGCCCGAGGAGGAGCUGGGGGCCACACAGGAGACGGUGCCAGCCAAGGAGGGGGGCACAGAAGAGGCAGAGCUGGUGUCCGAGGAGGCUGAGGCCUGGGAGGAGGUGGAGCCCGAGCUGGAUGAGGCAGCACGAAUGAGUGUGGUGACCUCAGCUCUGGAGGCCAGCGGCUUGGGCUCCUCGCACCUGGACAUGAAGUAUGUCCUCCAGCAACUGGCCAGCUGGCAGGAUGCCCAUUACAGGCGGCAGCUGAAGCAGAAGAUGGUCCAGAAAGCAGUGGCAGCAGCAGGCCAAAACAAACAUGGGGGGCGGGAUCGUGGAGCAGCAGCCCAGGGUGCCGACCCAGGACUUACGGAGGCUGGAGGAGGACAGGGCCAACCACCCUCCCAGGGCCUGGGAGGAAGAGGGGCCUUCUGGGGCCACCCAGGCCAUUGGGACGAAGGCCUCCACCAGCCACAGUCGGACCAGUCCCCUGGGCUUUGCUGUUUCCCAGCAGCCUGCAGAGGCCCCACAGAAAGCCUGAGGCCCCUCCUUCCGCUGCCUGGCCAAGUCUCCCCCUCCCCAGAGCCUCCUUCCCAUGCUCUGAAACGGGACCCCCGGUCUGUCACCAGCCCACCCUCUGUCCUGAUGAACCUGGGCCGCAACUUGAGGGCCCAGGCCUCGAGCCUUUUCUGGGACAGGCGGAAGGAACCCCGACCCUCGUUCUGUAGCUGGUGCAAAAGCUGUGGCUGCUGGGCCUGGAUCACGUGGUGGCCCAGGGGGCAUAAGAAGCCCAGGGGGAGGCUCACCAGCUACCAGACCCAGCUCUGAGCUGGGGCCAGGGCUCCGGCCUGGGUGUAGGAAGUUGUUCUGGGUACCCUGCUAACCACGCGCCCCUCACCCCUUGACCCCCAAAUUAAAGGUGGCUCCCUAGUACUUGUUGACUUUUAGGAACCGGUUCCUCUCCCUCAAUUCUUGGCCCUUUCUCCUCAGUCCCUAAUUACUGUUUCUAAUCAGAGGUUUCUCUGUGUAGGUGAGGAGACCCUCUGCCUGGCCGUGGGCCUUCUUUCCCCACCUCCUUGCCUGUGGCCUGCGAGUGUCCAGGCUCCCUCCCAAGGCCCUGUCACUCCCCUCAGGUCCUCCCCUCAGUGUCCUUUGUUUCCUCCUUCUAGAUGUUUGGCCCUUUCCCACCCUUUGCUUAUAAACAGCUGGAGUCAGGGGCUCCGGAGCCCUGUCGAUAUCUGCCCUGCUAUCCACAGCGCUUCUCACGCUUCUGUUGCUUGUCAGCCUGUGUAUGUGCCAGUGCAGAAAAUAAAGGACCUGUGCACGA